Aspergillus tanneri is the source of this 2436-nucleotide messenger RNA. RefSeq names its product phosphatidylinositol N-acetylglucosaminyltransferase (gene pigc). The coding region runs from base 1 to 2436 and encodes 811 amino acids. Gene Ontology annotation, biological process: GPI anchor biosynthetic process. The record is from RefSeq and is a predicted model, not a curated record. The transcript has 4 exons. Gene Ontology annotation, cellular component: glycosylphosphatidylinositol-N-acetylglucosaminyltransferase (GPI-GnT) complex; membrane. NCBI's taxonomy places the organism in Eukaryota, Fungi, Ascomycota, Eurotiomycetes, Eurotiales, Aspergillaceae.
AUGAGUAGUCAACCGGCUGUGUUAAGCCAUGAUGAAUCCGAGAACGAGCGCAAACCCUCCAUUUCGCCUGAGACCACACAGAGAAUAGUCAAGCCUAAGUAUCCUCCAUUCUGUGGACCCAACCGCCCGGUACCCGAACAUAUCCUAGAUCUCCUGGACGAGCACCAUCGACAAAACGGGACUCAGCCGCCGGCUUGUGCAUUAAGCGAUCAUAGAACAGUCUGCAAAUCAAAAGUGUUUGACCGCCAGGGAAGGGAGCUUGGGUUCAACCAGUUUUCCAUCGUGCUACCCUGCCAGUACAGUAUAAUUGUUCUGUACCAACCGAAUGGAGCGGCAAAAUUGGCGAAGGGUCUUUUCCCUUACAGGAUGAGACACGGCUCAUACCUUCGAGGAUGGCUAGGCAUUGACAAGGGCUUUGAAUCGGAGUGCUCUGCUAUUCGGGUAUUUAGUCACGAUUUACACGCGAUCAAGUACAACAAUGAGGCAUGGGCGGCCUUGGAGAUAGCUCUCUCCAAGCAGACCAAGGAGGCCCCGGCGCCAGCGACGGUAUCUAGUACGCCACAGAAUAAGAGGCCGAGGGAGUCGCUGCGGUUGACGAAUAGGACGAAUGAGAAUGGAAGUACAGCUGUCAAUACCCACAGCCAUGCUGAUGCCAGUGCCGAUUCUGACGAGUCGGAAUUAAGCAUCGACGGCUCAGAAGAGAGCUCAUCAGACGAAACGUCAGAUGAGGAGCAACCAGAGGCUACACAAUUGGCGAAAAAGCGGAGAACAACGCCUAGAAGCCCUGUGGCGGCAGCAGCAAAGAGCCCCCAGGUGGUCUUCAAGCUGGUUUCAUAUAAAUCUGGAGCCAUACGUUGCUUUCCGUUGGAUGAAUGCAAGACGGGGAAGGAUCUGUUCCGGAAGGCGCGUGAUUUCUUCCAUUUGUUUGAUCGGAGUGCGGAUGUGAAGAUCCUAUCUUGCCAGAUUAUGUCGCAGCAGAUGCAGCAUUACCUUUUUGAAGGCAGCGAGGGCGAGUUUUCGCUCCUUGUGGAUCAGCCACGAGCUCUCCCGGACCCAUCCCGGCUCGCCCCUGAGGAUGCAUAUUGUUCGCAGUCGUUAACUCGGAUUCGCACAGCUAGCGAGUACGACGAGUCGAUCAGAGUGCUGAAUGGCACGGCUGGCACGGUCGCGUCUGCGGCGGCAUUACGACCGCCACCUGCGGUUCCUGGACGAAAAGAGGUUCGCAAGGUACGAGGGACUAGUCGACGUAGAAGGCGGAAGGGGGCGUGGAAAAAACUGCUAUGGGUGAAGCAGUCUUAUCCCGAUAAUUAUACCGAUACAGAAACAUUUUUAGAUCAUCUUCAGCGCAAUCCGCGUGUACGCCCCUACGACUUUUGGCCCUUGGUGGCGGACUCGACGGUGAUUGUGCAGCAUGUAUGCUCGGUGAUUAUCUUUGUCUGUUGCUUUGUGGGCAUAGUGCAUUGUCGCGUGAGCCCCGUCUCGGUGGUCUGUUGGGGGAGUGUCGGUUCGGCCAUUGGCUGGAUUCUGUGGGACUCUUGGAUGCUACAGGAACAGGGGGAGGUCUUACAUGCGGGCGACCGCGUACUGGAAGGUGAUGACGGCUCCAGCUCCAGCUCCAUGACGAGCUCGGGCCACCCAUCAGGUGUGUGGCCCAACGGGCAGCAGCACAAAGAUACUGGCCAGGUCCACGGACUGGGAUUGAGUAUGUCCAAUGAGUCGGGUGAACCUCUUGGCCGCAGUAGUGCUGUGGAGGGUAAUGACGGGGCACAAGAACCAGCUUCCCCCUCUCCUGGUCAAAUGGCAGGGUUUGCCACUCGGCCUGACACAAGUAAAUCGUCGCUGCUGUCGGCGAGGAAUCGCCAACGGCUGUCCACGGUCAAGUCGGCGUUUCUUAUCUACUGUGCGCUACUAGGACUCAGUCCGAUUCUCAAGUCGCUGACCAAGUCGACAGCCAGCGACUCGAUUUGGACGUUGAGCUGCUGGCUGUUGAUCAUCAACAUCUUCUCGUUUGACUACGGUAGCGGGGAGGGCGCGGGGGCGACUAACUUCCCAGCAUCACUGUCGACCAACGCGGCAGUGAUGGCGUCGACGGUGCUGGCAUCACGGCUCCCGUCGACGACGCACGUGUUCAGCCUGAUGCUGUUCUCGAUGGAGGUGUUCGGGCUGUUCCCCAUCUUCCGACGGCAGCUGCGACGCAUCUCUUGGACGGGCCAUGUACUUUUGACGCUGGUUCUGGUGAUCGUGGCGGGUGGGGCGGUGGGGAUCACGCUGCGCGGAGGAUGGGCAGCGGCGGUGGUGGGAUCGAUCUUGGGCAGCAUCUUGACUGCUCUGGCGAUGGGGGGAUGCAGCUGGUGGCUGAUCAGUCUCCAGAAGUACAAGAACGUGGUGACGGGGCCAUGGGAUCCGGCUCGGCCGAUCAUUCGACGAUGGGAUUGA